Molecule: messenger RNA, 3153 nt
Organism: Nematocida homosporus
Lineage: Eukaryota; Fungi; Microsporidia
Product: ATP-dependent helicase STH1/SNF2
Exons: 1
Coding region: 1-3153 (1050 amino acids)
Biological process (GO): positive regulation of transcription by RNA polymerase II
Cellular component (GO): nucleus
Molecular function (GO): ATP binding; ATP-dependent chromatin remodeler activity; DNA binding
Source: RefSeq, a predicted model, not a curated record
AUGAAAGGGGAUGAACGUGAAUGGGCUGCUUUCCUUAACGCCCGUCGUGGUUUAUUUGUUUCUGGUGUUUCUGGAAUUUUCACAACUUCAGCUGAAGAUAAGGCUCUUAAAAUCGAUUUUGAAGCGGCAGCAAGAAUGCAUCCUACCCACUUACCACUCGGUUUUGACGUAGAAACACUCAAACAAGAACGCAAUCGCCUUCAACGCGCCAAAGCUGACCAAGCCAUCCAUAAUCUUCUGCAAAAAUAUGCCGAGCGUAACCGUAUCAAUCUAUCAGACCUUAUGCAAAAUCCAAAAGCUUAUCUCUCCCAACAAAAUACAUCUGAUGCUUUUAAUACUCUUCUAAAGAUAAGAAAGAUAGGACUCUUACAAGAACAAAAGGUUCUUAGACGUAAUGUUUAUCGUGGUAUCAAAGAAAUCUUAUCUCCCCACUUACUUUCAGCCGCUAAUACUUCUACUGCCCAUCUAGAAGAGAAUCUUUAUGACUUACGCGCCUUAUCUGAACUAGAAACCAGGCACUUAGCAGCAGGUGAGGCUAAGAAGGUCGCUUGGUGGCUGGGAACGAUGAAGCUAGUCAGACAAGCAGCACUAAGGAUGGCCCAAAUGCAAAAGGAUCAAACGGCUAAUCAGCAACGUAUCUUUAUUGCCGUUAAUGCCAUUCAUGAUAAGCACAAGAAAGAGGAGGAGAAGGCUAAGAAGAAGGCAGAGAGGGCUAGAAUUCAAGCACUUAAAUCAAAUGACGAACAGGAGUACUUAAAGCUAAUUAGACAGGAGAAGAAUACACGACUAACGCACAUACUGCAGAAGACUGAUGAGUAUAUUGCCCUACUUAAGGCUAGAAUUCGUUUACAACAAGGAAGUCUAGUUGGAAGUAGUAGUUUAUCUAAUCAAAAUCAAAAUCAAAAUCAAAAUAUUAGUAGUUUAUCUAAUCAAAAUCAAAAUCAAAAUCAAAAUAUUAGUAGUUUAUCUAAUCAAAAUCAAAAUCAAAAUCAAAAUUUAUCUAACCCAAAUCAAAAUCAAAAUCAAAAUCAAAAUUUAUCUAAUAAUGAAGCUUUGCCUUCCCAUGAAACAACUGAUUACUUUGAUGCCGCUCAUAGUGCUAAGGAACAGAUCAAGGAACAACCUAGAUCAGUGGCUUAUGGCCAAUUACGUGAGUAUCAAUUAAAAGGUGUUGAAUGGAUGGUUUCUCUUUAUAAUAAUAGUUUAAACGGUAUUUUGGCUGAUGAGAUGGGCUUGGGGAAGACAGUACAAGCGAUUGUUUUUAUUUGCUAUCUUUUGGAGAAGAAACAGGUAAAUCUACCUUUUUUGGUGGUUGUACCCUUAUCUACCUUUUCUAAUUGGUCUUCAGAAUUUGCCCGUUGGGCUCCUGGUAUUAAAGUCCUGGCUUAUAAAGGUGAUCCUAGUCAACGUCGUGAUCUUAAGAAAGAAACACUCACUUCUCAUUUUAACGUACUUUUAACAACUUUUGAGUAUGUAAUUCGAGAUAGAGCUUUCUUAUCUAAGAUAUCUUGGUUGUAUACUAUUGUAGAUGAAGGACACCGGAUGAAAAAUGCUGGAUCUAAGUUAUGUACUGUUAUGAAUACUUACUAUAAGUCUAAGUUUAGGUUACUUUUGACCGGUACACCCUUACAGAACAGCUUACCUGAACUUUGGUCUUUACUUAACUUUGUACUUCCAAAGAUCUUCUGUGCUGGUGGUUCUUUUGAUGAGUGGUUUAGUGCUCCAGUAGCCCAUGCGGGUGAGAAGAUUGACUUGAAUGAAGAAGAGGAGUUACUUAUUAUUAAGCGGUUGCAUAAAGUACUUAGACCUUUCUUACUGCGGCGGUUGAAGAAAGACGUUGAAGCCGGUCUACCAGAAAAGGUAGAGACUGUUAUCAAGUGUCGUAUGUCCGGCUUACAGAGAUCUCUUUAUAAUGAAGUCCGAUCAGCUGCUGCUAAUAAGCAAGAAGGCACUAAGCGUUUAAACAAUACUAUUAUGCAAUUACGUAAGAUCUGUAAUCAUCCUUUUGUCUUUAGUACGGUAGAAGAAGCAGUUAAUCCGGCUAAGGUUAACAAUGAAAUGCUUUAUCGAGUUUCAGGGAAGUUUGAACUUGUCCGACGGAUGUUGCAUAAGCUUUGUGCUACUGGCCAUAAGGUUUUGGUCUUCUUCCAAAUGACGCAAGUUAUGACUAUUAUGGAAGAUAUGUUAGUAAUGGAGGGAGUUAAGUACUUAAGACUGGAUGGAGCUGUUAAGGCUGAAGAAAGAGCAGAAUUAAUUGCUCAAUUUAGUGAUACAACAGCUCAGCAUUCGGUCUUUUUAUUGAGUACACGAGCGGGUGGAUUGGGUUUGAAUUUACAAGCAGCUGAUACAGUGAUAAUUUUUGAUUCUGAUUGGAAUCCACAUGCUGAUCAGCAGGCACAAGAUCGGGCCCAUCGGAUUGGUCAGACUCAGGAAGUAAGGAUUUUCCGGUUAGUAACGGCCGAUUCGAUUGAGGAGUAUAUCUUGCAGAAAGCCACGCAUAAGUUGCAUGUGGAUGAGAAGAUUAUUCAAGCGGGUAGAUUUGAUAAUCGGACGACGCAUGAGGAGAGGGAAGCAUUACUACGGAAUAUAUUUGAAGGUGAAGGGGGUGAAGGGGAUGAUUCUUUAGCCGUGACGUCAGAUGCUGAUUUGAAUCGAGUCCUAGCCCGUACUCCGGCUGAACUAGCUGCUCUCCAGGAGAUGGAUGCAGGUGGAUUGGGUCCAACUGAGCUGUAUGCUGGACCUGCUCCUUCCUUACUGGGGGCGGAGUUACAGGAAGUGGCUGAGGAGGAAACGGGUCCCCGGCGGCGGAAGAGUGCGGCUUGGGCGGGUCGGCGGCAGGCUCGAGUGAUUGCCCGGUGUGAGGAGAUUCUAGAGAGUAUUAUGCGGAGUACGGAGAGUGGUCGACGUCGGGCGGUCUUAUUUGAAGAACUACCGGAUCCAAGUAUUUAUCCGGACUACUAUGAGUAUAUUCAGUCGCCUAUCUCUUUAGCGGAAAUUCGGGACAAUUUGGAGUCGUAUGCUAAUGUAGCUGAGUUUGCCAGUGAUGUUCGUAAAAUGUGUGAUAAUGCGAUGGCGUAUAAUGCGGAAGGUAGUGCGGUGUAUCGAGAUGCCGAGCACUUUUUAGUGCUGCUGGAAACGCUGACUGAAGAAUAG